AGAGGUAAACUCGCCGAAUCCCCUGCCGGGAUCUCGUCUUGCUCUGUUCUUUUUGCGUUUUAGAUCGCGCUAGCUCGUCCCGGGCUCCGUUUCGGUGGAUUUGGUCCAGCCAUUUUGGUUCUCCUCCUUGUCUUCUUGACCCCGCGCGGCAUGACCCCCGGCUGGUCGCCGCCGCCUGCAUGCACGAUGGGGAUGCGGUUCUCGGCAUAGUGAAUCCACGCGCACAGGUUUUAGCCUCGGUUGUAUCGGGAAAAGCUUUGUUGUAUCAUGCAGGAUUUUUCCAUACCUUCGUAGUUCGUAAUUAGUUCAUUUCGGAGCAGAGGCUUUGGUGAAAUCGGCGGCGAGAACUGGGGGAGCGGAAUCGAGAAUGGGGAGCAGCGAGAAGACUGUUACUGCUUAUGGCGAGUACACCUAUGCUGAGCUGGAGAGGGAGCCCUACUGGCCAAGUGAGAAGUUGAGGAUUUCGAUUACUGGGGCUGGUGGUUUCAUUGGAUCCCACAUUGCUCGCCGUCUGAAGAGCGAGGGCCAUUAUAUCAUUGCCUCUGACUGGAAGAAGAAUGAGCACAUGACCGAGGACAUGUUCUGCCAUGAGUUCCACCUGGUUGAUCUCAGGGUCAUGGACAACUGUCUGAAGGUUACCCAAGGCGUCGAUCAUGUAUUCAAUCUUGCUGCUGAUAUGGGUGGCAUGGGGUUCAUCCAGUCAAACCACUCUGUCAUCAUGUACAACAACACCAUGAUCAGUUUCAACAUGCUAGAGGCUGCACGUAUCAAUGGUGUGAAGAGGUUCUUCUACGCCUCCAGUGCAUGCAUUUACCCUGAAUUCAAGCAGCUUGACACAAAUGUGAGCCUGAAGGAAUCCGAUGCCUGGCCUGCUGAGCCUCAAGACGCCUAUGGCUUGGAGAAGCUUGCAACUGAGGAGUUGUGCAAGCACUACACCAAGGACUUUGGCAUCGAGUGCCGCAUUGGCCGUUUCCAUAACAUCUAUGGUCCCUUCGGUACAUGGAAAGGUGGUCGUGAGAAGGCACCUGCUGCCUUCUGCAGAAAAGCUCAGACAUCAACCGAGAGGUUUGAGAUGUGGGGCGAUGGCCUCCAAACCCGAUCCUUCACUUUCAUCGACGAAUGCGUCGAGGGUGUUCUAAGAUUGACCAAGUCCGACUUCCGCGAGCCAGUGAACAUUGGGAGUGACGAGAUGGUGAGCAUGAACGAGAUGGCUGAGAUCGUGCUGAGCUUUGAGGAUAGGAAGCUGCCCAUCCACCACAUCCCUGGUCCAGAGGGUGUCCGCGGGCGCAACUCUGACAACACCCUUAUCAAGGAGAAGCUCGGGUGGGCUCCGACAAUGAAGCUCAAGGACGGGCUUCGGUUCACCUACUUCUGGAUCAAGGAGCAGAUCGAGAAGGAGAAGAUCCAGGGCAUCGACAUCGCGGCGUACGGGUCCUCUAAGGUGGUGUCGACCCAGGCGCCCGUGCAGCUGGGCUCCCUCCGCGCCGCCGACGGCAAGGAGGGCCUCUGAGUGCCGAUCCCAUAGCUGCAUACGGAAGCUGUCGGAGAGUUGUUGGGACGGUAGAAAGAGUACACAACAGCAAACAUACGGUUUAGCCCCUUUGAGGGGGGUUAGAGACGAUCGAUCGUGUUCCAUUCUGUAUUCACCACCCCAUUAGUUUUUGUGUCAUCUUGGUAAUUGCCUGUGUAUUUUCACAUUCAGUUUGCUCCUAUGCCCGUGAUGGACAAUAAAAUCCCCUGUUUCUAUCAUGUAUAUGAAGUUACUCGCGAGUGCCAUUGGCCUGCAAUUUACGGUAUGUGUGAUGUACGACA
Panicum virgatum (switchgrass) is the source of this 1812-nucleotide messenger RNA. RefSeq names its product GDP-mannose 3,5-epimerase 1. The transcript is spliced from 7 exons. The coding region runs from base 368 to 1510 and encodes 380 amino acids. Gene Ontology annotation, molecular function: NAD binding; GDP-mannose 3,5-epimerase activity. NCBI's taxonomy places the organism in Eukaryota, Viridiplantae, Streptophyta, Magnoliopsida, Poales, Poaceae. The record is from RefSeq and is a predicted model, not a curated record.